AUGGCAACAUUUAAAGAAUUAUAUCACCGAUUGGUCUGUGAAGGUAUGAUAGUUGAUCAUUCUUCACCAUGUAUUAAUUGUGACUCGGCACGUAUACUUGAUAUAUUUCUAUUAUCUGAUAUUGGUAAUACAUCUGUACUUUUCAUAACAGAAUUAAAUAUAUCUUGUAAUUUUGUUGUCGAUAUAUUAGUACGUGUACGUGAUGGUAAACUUUACAGAGAAUAA
Molecule: messenger RNA, 225 nt
Organism: Rotaria sordida
Lineage: Eukaryota; Metazoa; Rotifera; Eurotatoria; Philodinida; Philodinidae
Source: the annotation of a GenBank genome assembly